GCACCCCACCCCACCCUACCCCGUCGGUCUCCAGCACCCUGCUGCUAUUCCAUAAUAUUACACUACACGUCUCAAAGCUCAUCAUUACAGCUUCCAACAACCUAUGGGAUUGAUAGUGAUUUCAUAUGCCUACCUUGCCUCUCACUUGACCAAUAGGAUUUCGGAUUGCAGCACGUGCACUGCCAGGGAUCCUCACUCGUUUUCAGUAGUAGUGGUGCCUUCGCCUCACUGGGUGUGAAAGACGUUGCCCCAUGGAAUGCACUGGAUUGAGUAUGGAUUUUGGACUGUUAUGUGACAAUUGAGCAGAGAGGAAGAGGAAGAGAAACAAGGGAGAAGUGUGGGGACAGGAGGAGGGUAAGACGGGAAGAAACGGCCAGGGAGAUGGGAAACAUAAACAAAGCUUCUAAAAAGAACAGUAAAAGGAAGAAGGGGGAGUCGCCCAUUGGACAAAGCAGCGCCCCAUUGGCUGCCGCCAUGCUGGGGGGCCUGGGAGGUGCAGGUGAGGUAGACACGGAUGACGAGGAUGAAGGAGGGAGCGAGCGGGACUUUGAUGAGCCCCUGUGCGCUCUGGUUAAGAACUGCAACAUGCUGCACCACUUAGUGGGGCCUGCUUGUAUCUUUCUCAGACAGAGCUUCGCACAGAGCCAGCUUGACAGAGAUCUACGACCAGAGGAAAUGGAAGAGCUGCGUGAGGCAUUCAGGGAGUUUGACAAAGACAAGGAUGGCUUCAUCAGCUGUAAGGACCUGGGCGAGUGCAUGAGGACUAUGGGAUACAUGCCGACAGAGAUGGAACUGAUAGAACUCAGCCAGCAGAUCUGUGGCGGCAAAGUGGACUUUGAGGACUUUGUGGAACUGAUGGGUCCCAAAAUGCUCGCUGAGACUGCAGACAUGAUUGGAGUCAAGGAGCUGAGGGACGCCUUCAAAGAGUUUGACUCUGAUGGCGAUGGCCAGAUCAGCCUUGGGGAGCUGAGGGAAGCCAUGAAGAAGCUAAUGGGGGAGCAGCUAAACCACCGCGAGAUAGACGAGAUCCUGCGAGACAUUGACCUCAACGGGGACGGACAGGUGGACUUUGAAGAGUUUGUGCGAAUGAUGUCUCGCUGACUCUAUUAACAAACAGAACAUGGACCAGGCUGCACACUGUUAAUGUUCUUGUAAUUCUUCUAAUCUUGAUGUACACAGACUUAUUGGUGUCUGUAGUUUUUCAGUUUUCAGUUACUUCCAUCAUCUCUCAAGUAUAAGAGAAUCCCUUCAAUGUGUUACUGUUGUAUGAAAUGUAAUAUGUAUUUAACAUGUAAUGAGAGAUUAUAGACUCAUGACUCAGCAGGGAGAUGGUUUAAACAAAGCUUCUCUUUGGAAAUAAUUUAAAUUAGAAUAUAUUCGAACUGAGAAAUA
Messenger RNA from Sander lucioperca (pikeperch), 1392 nucleotides. It is a transcript of the gene cabp2a, whose product is annotated as calcium binding protein 2a. Gene Ontology annotation, molecular function: calcium ion binding. Lineage: Eukaryota; Metazoa; Chordata; Actinopteri; Perciformes; Percidae. The record is from RefSeq and is a predicted model, not a curated record. The coding region runs from base 382 to 1101 and encodes 239 amino acids. The transcript has 7 exons.